CGUCAGAAGUUAGAGAUUGUCACAUAGAGUAACAGAUCUUUCAGUUUUGCGGGAUCCACAUUCCUAAAGACUUGUUGAGUUAAUUGUUAGUAAUAAAACAAAGUGACAAGUGCUGUGGACAACAAAAGGUACAGCAGUGCGCUACAAAGACAAAGACUUAUCGAGAUUAAAAUCGAGGUGAGAGAUCGCCGCAAACUGUCUAAAAUGAAAACGUACGUGAUGCUGACAUUGGCAGUUUUGUCAAGCAGCAUUAAUGGCGAAGUAGAUGCAUGGGGUGGUCUAUUCAAUCGCUUUAGUCCAGAGAUGCUCUCUAAUAUGGGAUAUGGGAGCCAUGGAGGGUACCCAGGUCGAUCGUCUGCUUUUCUUCAGCAUGGCGGUUCUUUCAAUGAUAAUGGAUUAGACGAAGGAGCGGAAGAGCCAUGUUACGAGAGACGUUGUAACACCAACGAGGACUGUUGUGCUGCUUCCGUUUGCAUUAAUCCCGAUGGAGAAUGGCCGGAAGGACGUUGCAUGUUCAUUUACGGUCUUAAACAGGGUGAGCUUUGCAGGAGAGACAAUGAUUGCGAAACAGGACUUAUGUGUGCCGAAGUCGCAGGUAGUGACAGCCUUUCCUGCCAACCACCCGUGACAUCAAAUAAGCAAUACAGCGAGCAGUGCAGCAUGUCUGGCGAAUGCGAUAUUAGCCGAGGUCUUUGCUGUCAGCUCCAACGACGACAUCGUCAGAUCCCAAGAAAGAUGUGUUCGUACUUCAAGGAUCCUUUAGUUUGCAUUGGCCCAGUGGCAGCGAAUCAAGUGAAGCAAAUUGUCCAAUACACGUCUGGCGAGAAGCGGAUUACCGGAAAGCAAAAUCGAUUGUAUAAGUGAGAAAUUCAAUAAGCAACUUCCUUCGCUUCUUUAAGAUUUUCCUUUAUUCUUAAGAUUUUUUCGCUUCGCAUUUGAUCGAGCU
This is a messenger RNA of Ceratosolen solmsi marchali, 946 nucleotides long. RefSeq names its product space blanket (gene spab). The record is from RefSeq and is a predicted model, not a curated record. Bases 205 to 864 code for a protein of 219 amino acids. The transcript has 6 exons. Lineage: Eukaryota; Metazoa; Arthropoda; Insecta; Hymenoptera; Agaonidae.